Ruditapes philippinarum (Manila clam) is the source of this 528-nucleotide messenger RNA. RefSeq lists its product as uncharacterized. The record is from RefSeq and is a predicted model, not a curated record. The coding region runs from base 1 to 528 and encodes 175 amino acids. Lineage: Eukaryota; Metazoa; Mollusca; Bivalvia; Venerida; Veneridae. The transcript has 3 exons.
AUGACCCAGUUAGAGAAAGCUUACCGUCAAACUUUAAAACUCAGUGAAUCUAAGGAUUCGAAAAACACAAAAGCAGCAACAAAACAUUCAGUAAAGCUGUUCAGGACAUAUCUGGCUGAAAAAGGCCACGAUUCUUCCUUUGAAACUUACACGAACGGGGUUCUGAACAGUCGACUGCGUUUGUGCUACGCCGAGGUUCGAAAUGCGUCUGGAGAACGAUAUAAGAGGACAUCCCUGAUUGCAAUACGAAGUGGAAUAUGCAGGUACUUGUGUCAAUCUAACAACAUCGACAUAACUCGAGAUGUGGACUUUAAAGAAGCCAACGACAUGUUUGUUUGUAUGUGUAAAGAUACCUGCAAAACAGGUAAAGGAACUGUUGAUCACAAAGUGUCCAUCGAGAAAGCAGAUUUAGAGCGUUUAUACAGUUCCAGGAUGCUUGACACUACCACACCGUAUGGGCUUUUAAACAAAGUAUGGUUUGAAUUAUGUCUGUACUUUUGUAGGAGAGGGCGUGAAAACACAACGUGA